GCUUGCAAGCCCAGCUUGCAACCGUCCAGUGGUCAAGUCAAACUUUAUAGCCGCGAGUGCCGGUACUCCUCCAUUUCAAUAUUAAGCAGACUGGCUGCCGCUUUUCUUGACCUCCAUGAACGUCCGCGGGCAUUGACAGCUGGUCCCUCCUCUCGCUGCUCUGCUGGCCGGCUGGCUAACCAAUAGUGUAGGUAUUCUCCACGCACAAAAAGCUGCAUUCAUGACGGGCGGGCGUUUGCCAGCUUUCAAAGAUUGCCAACAAGGCAGUAGUGCUUACUGGACGUCUCAAAACAGCUGCAUUUGACUGAAUCGCCGGCACAAAUACUUGGAUACCGAGCACACCCGUACCGGACCAUCUCUUGAUGUAGGCGCACACUGUGGCCUGGACGGUAGUAAUCUCUGCUUUCAAGCUUAGGUUAGAGAGUUUUGCAUUGCGCCAACCGACUGCUCAUGGAUAACUGAUCAGUGGUCUCUCAAUUGGAGUUCGGUGCGGGUUUACCAGCUUGCUAGCUGCCAACUGUCACCGUAUGCCUAGCUCCUACUUAGUUACACUGCUCCUUAUGCUGAAGCGCACAAAAGAGCAGAUGGAUGUGUUCCGCCAAAUCCACCUGACCAUACUCCGUUUCGGCCGCAGCUAAGACAGAGAUCCGUAUAAUAAGAACGCUUCUAGCACAUCCCGAGCCAGCACCUCACUUGCUUGCAAUUGGUAAUCUGAUGCAUACGACGAUCAAUCAGCAGGGCUGAUGAGCUUUGGACUGUUCUGAUUGAGCUCGACUGAAGGAGAGUAGUAUGGGCGGUGCAGCUGUUAGCUGCACCCGACAGUAGCUUCGACAGAAAGUGGCGGUCUUUAUUCGUCCACGUUCAUUGAUCCCUGAUCGAGCUUCGAAAUUAUGGGCAACCCAAAUUUCAGCAAGCCUGCCGAUGCGCUGCCAGAGUAUUUUCCUCAAAAGAUGGUCGACUUAGACGAGGAAGGGGCCACGAUGUCGGACCUAGGUCCAGAAGCAAAUGAGCAUGACGUAAGUUACAGAUUUGUGCCGCACCUUACGGACGCCCUUCCAGAGACGGUUCGGCUAUUGAAGCUAGCGGGGCCUAUAGUUGGGGAGUCUGCCAUUCUCAGCGCCCAGUCUGUUGCGUCCAUGAUCUUUCUCGGAAGAUUGGGUCGUCUGGAGAUGGCCGGGGGCGCGCUCGCGCUGACGUUGGCAAACAUCUGCGGGUUUAGUAUCCUCAUGGGGUUUGGUGCCGGCUUAGACCCCAUCUUGGGCCAGGCGUUCGGUGCGAAACAGUACGCCUCCAUGGGUCGUAUAAUGCAGAGAGGCUGGGCACUUCUGCUUUUGAUAUCCGCGCCCAUCCUUCUCCUCUGGUGGAACGCUGAGGGUUUGCUUAACCAACUGGGCCAACACGCUGAUGUGGCGCAUCAAGCGGGGGUGUUCAUCCGUUACUUGAUACCUACCCUGCUGCUGAUGUGCUUCCGGUGUCCGUUCCGUUUCUACCUCAAGGCACAGGGCCUGACGCUCCCGCUUCUAGUUUCCCACGCCGUUCCAACCGUCUUGCUUUACCUGCCCCUCAACUUUCUGUUCGUCUUCAAGCUUCGUUGGGGCCCUUUCGGGGUAGCGAUGGCCGAUUUUGCGACGGACGUUGUGGCGUUGCUCCUGCUUGCGGCAUAUGUCCGCUUCUCGCGUGUCUGCGAAAAGGCCUGGGACGGCUUUAGCUUCAGAGCCGCCUUCACAGAGUGGGGUCCGAUUGUCAGGCUGGGCUUUCCGUCUAUGCUGUCCACCUGUCUGGAGUGGUGGGCGUUCGAAGUGAUGCUCCUCUUAGCCGGCCUUUUACCAAGGCCCGACCUCUCAGUCUCCACGAUGGCCGUCCUCUUCAACGUCAGCCGCCUCUGUUUCUUCCUGCCGAAAGCCCUGGGAGCAGCCUUGUCAAUCCGGGUCAGCAACGAGUUAGGCGCUAACCGUCCCGCGCGCGCGCGCCUAGCCGCCCACGUGGCAAUGUGCUGGGCGGUCUGGUCCAGCGUCCUAAUCACCUGCGUAUUAUUGGCGACUAGGAACGCCUUCCCGCUAAUCUACGGCAGCGGCAGCGAGUUCGUCGGGUUAGUGGCGUCGGUUACGCCCGUUUUCGUGGUUUGCAACUUCUUCGAUAUGGUGCAGUUGGCAUGGGCGGGCGCGCUGCGCGGCUCCGCGCGGCCGACCAUCAUGGCGAAGGUAAACGCGGCCGCGUAUUACGUCAUAGGGAUCCCCCUCGCGCUGCUUCUGGCGUUCCACUACCGUGGGGGUUUGAGGGGUUUGUGGGCGGGUAUGAGCGCCGCCGUUAUCUUCCAAACGGCUGCAAUGCUUGUGCUGAUAAUGAGGACGGACUGGUCGGGCGAGGCGGAGAAAGCAGAGAAGACCGUGAGAGAAAGCGACCGGUUGGUAGAGCUGGGCAGCAAGCCGAACGAAGCAGAGCCCAGCGAGAGGGAACGGCUCAUUGUGACUGAACUCUGGCAAAGGUUUGAAUUGCUAGCCCAAUUACCCUGAGGUCUGAAUCGUGAGUUCGUACUACGAUUCGCGUACAACCCAGAGCGAUGAGAGCUUCGGCCGUCGCACCGAAAAAUGUAAAAAGAAUUGGGAAGAAAAUGAAAUGCUUGUGACGGACCGAAGACGCCGGGUUGCCCGUGGCAG
Messenger RNA from Klebsormidium nitens, 2657 nucleotides. The record is from the annotation of a GenBank genome assembly. NCBI's taxonomy places the organism in Eukaryota, Viridiplantae, Streptophyta, Klebsormidiophyceae, Klebsormidiales, Klebsormidiaceae.